AUGGACGACAAAAAGGUCUUGUCUGAAAGUGCCAGCACCGAAUCGGAGAAUGGAGAAGUGUUGGCAUCAACCUCGAAUCCUAAGUUCACGAAGAAACUGAUCCGAAAGGUCGACUGGGUCCUCAUCCCAUGGCUUGCCCUUCUCUAUCUGCUGAGCUUUCUAGAUCGCACAAACAUCGGCAAUGCCCGCCUCGCGGGUCUGGAGGAAGAUCUGGGGAUGUCGGGCCUUGAUUACAAUGUCGCCCUCGCCAUCUUCUUCCCCUUCUACGUUGCCGCCGAGAUCCCAUCGAACCUCAUGAUGAAGAAAUCCCGUCCCGCGCUCUGGAUCCCAACCAUCAUGGUGGCCUGGGGGGUGUGUUGUACGCUAAUGGGUUUGGUUACGAACUACCCUGGGCUUCUGGCCGCUCGAGCUGCACUGGGUAUUGCCGAAGGUGGUCUGUUUCCUGGUGUGACCUUCUAUAUCACCAUGUGGUACAAACGUCAUGAAUGCGGGUUGCGCAUGGCCAUCUUCUUUUCCGCCGCCACCGCUGCGGGCAAAGCGGGAUGGUCGUGGAUUUUCAUCCUUGAGGGUUUGGUGACCGUCGGGAUCGCUAUCGCUGCGUUCUUCAUCAUGAACGACUAUCCGGACACUGCAAAAUUCCUCACAGCGGAGGAAAAGCAUGCCAUCCAGAAGCGAUUGGAAGAGGAUCGUGGGUCCUUGGCCGACGAGUUCCGCAUGCAAUACUUCUGGGACGCGAUUAAAGAUUGGAAGAUCUGGGUGCACAUGUUCAUCACCAUCGGGAUCUACACUCCACUUUAUUCCUUUUCGUUAUUUCUGCCAACCAUUGUCAAGACGCUGGGCUACACGAAUGAGACAGCCCAGCUGAUGACCGUCCCGCCCUAUGUGGUUGCUUGUAUCUUCUGCAUUGGGGGUGGGUUCAUGGCAGAUCGUCAGAAGAGACGUGGGAUUUACAUGAUCUGUUUCAACAUCGUCGCCAUCAUCGGCUUUGUCAUGCUCAUUGCAUCCCAGAACCAGGCAGUCAAGUAUGCCGGUACCUUCUUCGCCGCGGCCGGCAUCUACCCAAACGUCCCUCAAGGAGUGGCAUGGAACGGUAACAACAUCGGAGGUUCUGUGAAACGCGGCGUCGGGAUCGCGAUGCACGUUGGUUUCGGCAACCUAGGCGGUGCGAUUUCAGGCUUCAUCUACCAGAGCAAGGACUCGCCGUACUUCUAUCCCGGACAUGGCACCCUGAUUGCGACUCUGACAAUGAGCACAAUCCUCUGCAUUAUCAUGCAUAUCUACCUGAGACGCGAGAACGCCCGACGUGAUCGGGAAUAUGCAAAGGCGCCGGAGGAUUACACUGAUGAGGAGAGGAGACUGGAGCGGGAGAAGGGUGACUAUGCCAGCUUUUUCCGAUAUACCAUUUAAGACAGGGGGAGGAGGCCGCUGGGUAUACGGCCAUUGCAUGGAAAGGAAUUGUUUGUUCACUCUUACGCUCAACAUAUAGUUACAGAAAG
Messenger RNA from Aspergillus novofumigatus IBT 16806, 1496 nucleotides. RefSeq names its product major facilitator superfamily transporter. Lineage: Eukaryota; Fungi; Ascomycota; Eurotiomycetes; Eurotiales; Aspergillaceae. Gene Ontology annotation, cellular component: membrane. The transcript is spliced from 7 exons. Gene Ontology annotation, molecular function: transmembrane transporter activity. The record is from RefSeq and is a predicted model, not a curated record. Bases 1 to 1407 code for a protein of 468 amino acids. Gene Ontology annotation, biological process: transmembrane transport.